Messenger RNA from Anoplopoma fimbria (sablefish), 4838 nucleotides. RefSeq lists its product as uncharacterized. NCBI's taxonomy places the organism in Eukaryota, Metazoa, Chordata, Actinopteri, Perciformes, Anoplopomatidae. Gene Ontology annotation, biological process: regulation of transcription by RNA polymerase II. The transcript is spliced from 6 exons. Bases 336 to 2498 code for a protein of 720 amino acids. The record is from RefSeq and is a predicted model, not a curated record. Gene Ontology annotation, cellular component: nucleus.
AAAAAAAAAAAUGUAUCUAAAUUUAGCGUCGAGCCACGUGUUGUGAAUUAGCUUAGCGUGCUAACGUUAGCUAGCCAGCUAGCAUGGAGUCGCUGCUUUUGUUUACAUCCAGACCCGACGAUGGGCCCGGAGAGGCGCGUUAGCUAACCCGGCUACCAGGCGUGUGUGAGCGGGGAGAGCGUCCUCCUGAAGACCGGGGGUCGUCCGUCAGAACUGCCUCCACCUCGGGGAGGGAGGGGGGGUAAGACCACCAGCAGGGCAACAACGAGAAACGCACAUCACGGUGCUGUGAGUCUAAUGUGGAGUGACGUCACGUGUUAUUAUUUAAAGCAGUGAUGGAAGUGUCCCCUCAGGAUCCUCCUCUCAUGGCUAUGGACCUGUCGAAGGGCUACUCCGUCAACCCUCUGACCCGCAGCCACACCGAGGCCAUGGACCUGGCCAAGAAGCCCGAGUGGUACCACAGACGCCCGUCGAGCUGCAGCACCGACAUCAGCUCCCCGUACAGAUCCAGAGCCUCGUCCUCCUUCAACGCACCGCUGCACCCUGAGCCGGGGACGCCGGUCCACUGCAGAGACGUGGAGCAGGGCCCCGAGUCCUUAGGUAACUACAUGAGUUCAACUCUGGCUCCUGGUUUGGAUCUUUACCGCGACGGAGUUCACGGCAGCCUGUGGCAUCCGGGUUUCUACGGGCCCGACCAAACCAGCGGUCCAGUUCUCGAGAGCAGCGGCGGAGAGGAGAGCGACAGCGGCAGCGGAUCAGACGUUAUUUUCCUCGUCUCCUCCGCUAAGGAGCCACUCCUAUGCAGUUCUUUCCUCCAGGACGACGUGAGGCACAUCGUGGAGCCUCUGUCCCCGGCCGUUUCCUCACUGGAUGAAGGGAGAGGCUGCUAUCACCUACCUCAGCCUCUGAGCUCACCCAGUCCCGACAGCUCGUACUCAGAGGACUCCUCGGACAGCUCAGCGGACAUUCCUGUCCAUCACACCAGACCCGUGGUGCUCCUGUCCGACCUCAGCACCGUUUACCCCGCUGGAUCACCUGUGGAUAUUUCAAGCGACGACAGCGACGUCGUCGAAGUUUCAGUCACUAACGAAAAGAAGAAAACAUUUGCCGUUAAAAAAAGUGUUCCUCAUAAGAAGAGUCUGGUGAGAGAAACUCCUCCUCAGAGCGAGGAUGAAAAAACUCCACCUAGAGAAGUACGACGUAGCACCAGAAUCAGGAGAUCUGUGUCCGAAACGCCUCCGUUUACCUGCAGUGGGUCUCGGCACAGUUUGAGGAGACAAGCUAAAAACGAAGCGGUGGGUAUCUACAACGAAAGUUGUGACUCUGACGACGUGAUGAACUACGCGGCGAGGUUGUUCGUCUCGGAUGCUGACGAGGAGUCGACCUCGCAGCCGAACGUGUCACAAAGAGUGGGCAGCAACUCAGAGGAGUCCGAUGUGGAGGUUCAGACGGAGAGGAAGUCGCCGCAGAGAGAGUCGAAAGAGCAGCAGCAGCAGCCUCACUGCAAAGUCUCAAACGCCAAAUGCGUCAAUCGUAAACGAAAGAAGCCCCUCACCCUUUGUAAAACCAAAAAGUUAAGGACUAAACAGAAACAAAACUGCAGCUCCACAACGGAGCAGCCUGAAAAGAAAACAAAGAAAAGACCUGUUGCAAGACGGAGGAAAAGAGUUCGCCCACAGACCGGACCUUCUGCUCUGUUUGCUCCCAGAGAGCCAGAAAUCAAGCUCAAGUAUGCAACCAUGAAAGUAGAGAAGAAGAACAAGAAAGUGGGAAGUUUUUCCCCUUUUGUUCACGUGAGGAAGAAGACGUGUACCGUUGUGAACUACCAGGAGGAGGAGGAGACGGUCAAGAGCAGCAGAGGCCGGCAGCAGAAAGCCACCGGCUCUCUGUCCGGGUUCGUUCCCAGUACUUCCUGUUUCCAGUUGGGUCGGUUCGUCGCGGACAGCAGGUGUCCGGUGACGCCGCUGUGCUGCCUGUGCGGUCAGACGGCCAACGCCACGGCCCUCGGGGACCUCCACGGCCCGUAUUACCCCACCAACCCGUCUGCAGACUACAAGGCCGAGCAGAAAGAGGAAGAACCUUUACCCGUCAGUAGACGUUCAGUGAAUUCCUCUGAGGACAGUUGUGGAGGUUACGACUGUUCUGCUGUCAAGAGUCUGCUCGAGAGUGACGACCGCUCUCCCUCAAAGGUUCCUCUUCGUCUGGACGAGGGCUGGAUCCACGAGGACUGCGGCGUCUGGUCCGCAAGCAUCUUCCUGGUCAGAGGGAAGCUGUACGGGUUGGAGGAGGCGGCCCGGCUCGCACAAGAAACAAUAUGUUCAGCGUGCAAACAAACUGGUGCAAUAAUGGGAUGUUUCCAGAAGGGCUGUCCCAGAAACUAUCACUACAGAUGUGCCAUUCAAUCAGGCUGUGUCUUAAAUGAGGAGAACUUCUCCGUUAGGUGUCCAGAGCACAAGAACAAACUGUUGACAGUUGUAACCAGACAACACAAGAGAUGACGCAAAAGAGAUUUGGGGGAAAUGGAGAAUGAUCCUCAGAUCUCCUCAGGGUUCGACGUGAUCCGUCUGAUUUCUCCUCGGCUGUUUUUUUAACACUAACUAACGUGAGUUAACGAGUGUUUGCUCGAGCAGAAGGAAAAGCCUUCUGGUAAGAUUUCACAUCAGAGUCGGAUCAAUCAGGGGGCCACUUUAGGAUUUUUUUAUAAGAUGUGUCUUUGUCUCUUAAACACAUUUAAACCAAUCAGACAAGAUGCUGUGUGUGUGUGUGUGUGUGUGUGUGUGUGUGUGUGUGUGUGUGUGUGUGUGUGUGUGUGUGUGUGUGUGUGUGUGUGUGUGUGUGUGUGUGUGUGUGUGUGUGUGUGUGUGUGUGUGUGUGUUCGUUUGUUUAUGUGUGUGAAUGGAUAUUUAUUUCUCUUCCACACAAAUGCAGUUUAUUAUUGGAAAAUAAUAAUUAUAUAAGAGUUUAAAUGAGCUUUAUUGAUUUGUUGUAUAGGAUGAAAUCUUUAUAUACGGACACUUUUUUUCUUUCUACAUGUUUUUUGUACUACUUUUUAAAUUACUGCCAUGCUUCAGUCAUCACAUAACAAAACGUUAUUUAUUUUCAUCGAGCUUCAUGCACAGGUGAUGUUUUGCUACGAUGCACUUUAUAGGUUGUUAUUUAUGUUUAUUUGUAGACUUUAAUCUUCCCUUUUUACUUAUAUUAUUUAAAUUUAAUGUAAAGCUGCGCUAAGCUAGAUUUAUAUAUAAAAAUAUGAGAUUCCUGUUUAAAGCCUCUGACUUCGACCACCAACUGAACAUUCAACUUAUUUGAAGCACAUUUACUUCUGGAGUCAGGUUUGGAUCCUUCUGUGCUCACAGGAUGGAGGAAUUUAAGAUUGACAAACAGAAAAAGAUCUCUUAUAAACGGCAGCGUUCAAUGUUUAGUGUUCAAGUCUGUAAAGUCUGCUUUUAUUGUUUUGUUACAAGACUUAAGAAAGUGUAAAAUGAAAGGGUCAGUUCAACAAAAUCAGAAAAUAAUGAGAUUACCCUGGAGUGGUGUAACUCCGAUUGGAAAGGUUUUUGGAGCUGAAACAAUAAGUAAUUUGACAGAAAAUUAAUUCACAACUAUUUUAUUUGUGAUUUUAAUGAUAAAUUAAAAAUGCCAAACACAGAUACACAUUCCAGCUUCUUAAAUCUGAGGAUUGCUUCCGAUCUCUGUUUUAUAUCAUUUUGAAUUUAAUAUUUAGUGGUUGUAGACUGUUUGUCAGACAAAACAAACUAAUUUGUUGGGCUUUGUAGAUUGUAAACAGAAAACAUUUUUUUGCCUAUAUUUGUUUACAUUUUUGGCCAAUUUGGACCAUUACAAAAAUGCAGAAUUAGUUUUCUGUAUACUCAUGGAUGUAAACACAACCACUUGAUAAUUCAACUUAAAAACAUGCUGAUUCUCAGGCAAGUCCUGAAAUAAUAAGCGGCUUUUUAUUGUAAGGGGAUUUACUUAAAACCCGUUUUAUUUAGCAUACAUUUGUUAAUAUUUUUUGGCAAUUUAGCUAAAUGAAAAGAAUGUUAAAUUAGCUAUUAAUAGCUAUUGUUAUCAGUGUACACAUGGAUGUACAGACCACUCUCACUGGAUUACUUUAAUACAGAAGAAAACUUAAAAACAAGCGUAUUCUCAAGUUCUAGAGUUUUAUUGACAUUUAUUCAACCAAAUGUAAAAGAAAAUUGUAAUUCUCCACACUAAGUUCAGUGAAAAAUCCCUCAGCAAAGGAGCGUAUUAAAAAAAAAAGCUUUUUUGUGAUUUGGGUGAAUUGACCCUUUAAUAUAUUUCUGCUGCCAUUUAGAGCUGAAGUCGCCUCGUGCAGCUUUACGUACACAUCUGUGUUUGAGCUCUUUUAUUUCAGUUCACAUGAUAUGACAGAUGAAUAAUUCAUUGUUUAAAAACAGAGGGGUUCACUUUUUAUUAUUUGAGGAAUGAAAAAGACAAUGUUAUUUAAUAAAAGUCAAUAAACUGAACUCUUGUCUUUCUCUCUCUUGAAACGGACAAAUAGAUUUAGAAACACUGAUUUAUGCCGUGUUUGUUUGUUUUAUAUGUAGUUUGAGCAGAAAUUGGGAUCAACAAUGGUUACUGCUGCUCCUACACACACAAACAAAAUGUUCUCGCAACUGCAAGAAGUGAAGUGUGUCCGUGUUUUUGGCAAAUCACCAAAUAUCUGGAAGGGAUUUAUUCUCAAAUGUUUUCUAAACAAGUGAAAAUAUCUGCCAGCUGUGUGUGAUAACCAGCAGAAUUACUUUUCCAAAGAAAAUAUUUUAAUCCUUUAUUUUAAGCAAGCGAGAUCCAACAAUUUUUGCAGUUUUAACUUUUCC